CCAACAACAACAUCACAACAUCAACAACAGCAGCCACAACAUCAACAACAGCAGCAACAACAGCAACAGCCCAAACAACAGCUCCAACAACAACAGCAACAACAACAGCAGCGGCGGCGGCAGGGGCCGGUCUUCUCGAGUUGAAACGACGCCUCAAGUGGGGGAGAGUGAAGUUGUUUUCUUAACGCGAGGCAGAGAAGGGAAGCGGGACGAGACGGGACGUGGUGGUGGUGGUGGGUGGUGGUGAAGCAGGUCGGCCGGAGUGGUGAAGCAGGUCGGCCGGGGUGGUGGUGGGGGUGGUGAAGCAGGUCGGCCGGGGUGGUGGUGGUGGGUGGUGAAGCAGGUCGGCCGGGCCUCUCUUCAUGCCAUGUGGACGCGACCCGAGGAAGCGUCGACGGGCGGCGCGCUAUGGAGCACGGAGCGCCACAACGCGUUCUUCAGCCUGCAGAAGCGACGCGCUCUGGCGGGGUUGCUGGCCGGGACCCUGGACACUUCGUCUAGCGGGAAAGCGGCCCCCUACCGCAUCCUCUACCAGAGCCACUCUCAGCCCUGCUGGUCCAUAGCCACAGGCACGAGCAAGGAGGAGAUCGAAGAGCACUGGCAGUGGCUGGAGGUCAACCUCCUGCAUAUCCUGCCCGUGUUUGAGAGCGACGGGGACAUCACCGACUUUGUCCUUGGAAAAAUAAAGGGGAUCAUUGCGGAGGAGAUGAAGGGCGAGGGAGACGGUGCCGAGCGCACGCGCGGGGAGGCGCUGGUCCGCUUCCGCAAGUUCUUUGCAGCGCCCAGCACCGAGCUGCUCGUAGUCGCCGUGUCGUGCAGCUACUGGAAGGGGCGCAUGCCGCGCCAGGGCUGGCUCUACCUCAGCGUCAACCACGCCUGCUUCUACUCCGUGCUGCUCGGCAAGGAAGCCAAGCUGGCGAUCCCGUGGGUGGACGUGGUGCGUCUGGAGAAGAAGGGCUCUGCCCCAUUCCCGGAGGCCGUCGUGCUGACGACGCGGCACGUGCAGCACAACUUCUCAAUGUUCCUCAACGUGGCCGAGACGCACGUGCUCAUGGAGCGGCUGGCCGACGCCGCCGUGCGCCGCCUGCUAGACGGGGAGCGCGUGGAGCUGGGCGACGACGAGCGCGACGGUGCGCCAACAACGUCUCCAGCAGCGGCGCAGCCGGGCGCCGUCGGCGACAGCCCCGGCAAGCGCGGCGGGGCCACGGCGCUAAAACGUGAGCUGAUCGGCCGUGCGCAGAGCGCUCGCUUCAGGGCGCAGUUCCGACUCCCGCGGUCGGAACAGCUGGAGGUGGAAGGCGACUGCACCGUGUGGCUGCCCUCGGACAAGUCUCACGUGUCCGGCCGCCUGCACGCCUCGCAGAGCUACAUCUGCUUCGCCAGCCGCGACGACAGCAUCUGCACCAUCGUCGUGCCGUUCCUGGAGGUGGUCGUCAUAGAGGCCGCCACCAGCUCCAGCGUGCUGCCCAACGCGCUGGCUGUGAGCACGCAGAACCGCCUUACAUUCCUGUUCGCCCACGUGCGCGAGCGCGACUCGCUGCUGCUGCACCUGCGGCAGGCGCUCGUGCGAGCCCGGCUGCGGAGCGUCGUGCGCUCGCGCUGCGGCGACGGCGACGGCGACGACGACGACGACGACCGCUGCAAAUCCGUCUGGGAGGUAAUUCCGUGCGAGAGCAACAGCCGCGACGAGGAGGUGGCAGGACACGAGCCACGUGGGUCUGAGAAAACCAACGGCGCCGUGAGCUUCACAGGGACACAGCCGCUCCUCAACGUCUUCUAUCAAGGUGGCUUCGAGGAGCCCAAUAUAAAACUGUCGAAGGAGGUGUCAAAGGAGGAGAUGUGGCGGAAGCACUUCCAGCAGUUUGGCCGCGCGACGUGCAUGUACGUGACGGAGCACACGCGCCACCUCGUCAUGCAGGGCAUCCCCGUGCGGCUCCGUCGAGAGCUCUGGCUGCUCUUCUCAGGGGCGGUGCACGACAUGGGCUCGAAUCCCGGGCAUUACGCGGAGCUGGUGGAUCGCUCGCUGGGCCGCGCCAGCAUCGCCACGGAGGAGAUUGAGCGCGACCUCCACCGCUCGCUGCCCGAGCACCCGGCCUUCCAGCACCCGCUGGGCAUCGACGCCCUGCGCCGCGUGCUCACGGCCUACGCGCACCGCAACCCGCGCAUCGGAUACUGCCAGGCCAUGAACAUUGUGACGUCAGCUCUGCUCAUCUUUGCGAGUGAGGAGGAGGCUUUCUGGCUGCUGGUGGCUCUGUGUGAGCGGCUGCUGCCGGACUACUACAACAACCGCGUGGUCGGUGCCCUCAUCGACCAGGGCGUGUUCGAGGAGCUCAUCGCCGAGUUCCUCCCGACGCUGCACGAGCGCCUUCAGGAGCUGGGCUUCAUCGCCACCACGUCGCUCUCGUGGUUCCUCACGCUCUUCCUGUCGGUGCUGCCACUCGAGAGCGCCGCGUGCGUGCUCGACUGUUUCAUGCUGGACGGCGCGCGCGUCCUCUUCCAGCUGGCGCUCGCUGUUCUACACGCCAACGCCGAGCCGCUGCUCGCCUGCCGCGACGACGGCGAGGCCAUGAUGCUGCUCGGACGGUACCUGGACAGCGUGGUAAACGUGGACAGCAUCCUGCCGUGCGUGCCCAGCAUGCACGCCACGGCCAACUUCGACGGGCAGCCCCUGGCCCCCAUGGAGAUCUCGGACCUCCUGCACACAGCCUACGAGAGGUUUGGCAGCAUCAAAUCGGAGCUGAUGGAACAGAUGCGUUUCCGGCAGAGGCUCAAGGUGAUCCAGUAUCUGGAGGACACCACCAAGCGCAACGUGGUGAGGGCAAUCUCAACUGGGCCCACUGGCUUCACAGCAAAAGUGCUUGAAGAUCUGUUUGAUUUGUUCAAGCUCGUUCACGUGCAGAGCGUCUACUGGGCCACCGACGGGGGCCGCGCCGCGCUGGGCCGCCACGACCCGAGCCUGCCGUACAUGCAGCAGUACCGCGUGUGCCUCGAGCAGUUCCUCCGCCUCUCGGCGCACCUUUCGCCGUGGGCGUGCGGCGAGCAUUCGGCCUGCCUCUUCUCGCGCGUCUUCUCCGCGAUGGACGUCGCUCGCACCGGCCUCAUCAACUUCCGCGACUUCGUGCUGUGGCUCGGUGUGCUCUACAACGGAGACUUGACGGAGAAACUGCGAAUGUUGUACCGACUGCAUCUCAUAGAAGAUUCGGACGCUGCAGAUCGCAGUGACGCGGAGGAUGGGUUCAUAAACAUGGACGCACAGAACAACACUGACAGGAGAGCGAGCCAGAAGGAGGCGGUGGACUACAGACAAAUGCUGCGCAAGUGGGAGGAGGAGAAGGAGGAGAGGGAGAAGUCUAUGAAGGAGUUGCCAAAAAUGAACCAGGGUCAAUUCAUCCAGCUGUGCAAGACGCUUUACAACAUGUUCAGCCAGGAGCCCAACGAGCAGGAACUGUACCAGGCCAUCGCCAUGGUGGCCAACCUGCUGCUCAACAUCGGCGAGGCUGGGCGGCGUGCGGGACCAGCCUCGCAGUCACGACCCGCCGCCUCGCCAGGAACGGCCCCGCAUCCGGACCCUCCCAAUUCAAGGACGAGCCAGACAGAGACUGACACUUCGAGGACCGACCAGGCAGGAACUACCGAGGCACAGCCCGCUGAGCUAAAUGCCGCAUUCUCGAGGACGACCGGAACAAGAGAUGCCGAGCUAGGGAUGACGCGGCCGGGGACCAGCUGUUCGAGGACGACGCAGGCAAACCUGGGGGAUGCAGCGUCACCCAGUCCAGGGUCACGUGGGACGGGACAGCCGCCCCCCAAUGUGGAGGCUUUGACAAAGUGUGAGACGGAUGCAGACGAGCCCGAAGACCCCAACACGCCGAGUCUGGCGGCUUCUUCCACCUCCUCAUCCUCCUCCUCUACAUCCACCUCCUCCGUACCAUCCUCGUCCUCCACCUCAUCAUUCACGUCCCCGGCCUCUUCUCCCUCCACGACGUCCCCCUAUUCCUCGCGCGGCCCCUCCUCGUCGUCGUCCGUGUCGUCAUCGCUGGCGACGCCGAGCGGCGAGGUUGCCUCCUGGUCCAUCUCGUGCGAGCAGUUCCUGGCGUCGCUGCUCACGGAGCCCGCGCUCGCGGCCUUCUUCGAGAGGCCCUGCGACGUCGAGGCAAAGAUCCGCGCCGCCCAGGCCGCCUCCACUAUGGGCAGCAGCUCGUCCUCACUCGGCGAGCCGCCCUCGUCCCCUCCUUGACGACGUCGUUACACCCCCAUCCCCCCCCCCGCCCCCCCGUCCCCCCCCCAUGACCUCUUGCGCGCCGCACGCACUUUUGCGACGCUAAACCCGUGGCCUUUCUCACCCGGGGGGGUCUCGCGAGCCGUGCGACCUGUCGCGCGUGACCGCGAGCGCUUGAACAGCUAAUCCCCUGGUUGUUGUUGUUGUGGUGGUGGUGGUGUCAUGGAGCUGUUAUUGUUGAACACCAAACUGCGCGAGUGACAAUCACAAAGCACAAUCGCCGUUUGUUGACGCACCGCUACGAGACGAUGAAUGUAAAUAGUCCAAUGGAUUGGGAAAUGGCUGCAAUUUGCUUCUAGAAUAAUUAUACCAAUUAUAAUUGCAGUUGGGUGUGAGUGGGUCAGGAAGCUUGAAUCGCAUUUGCAUGAAUGUGAGUUCAAAGCCUGAUCCGACGCCAAAAGCCCUUCAUACCAGUAAAAUUAUUACCACGUUGUGGGAAGUCAUCAAUGGUCAUCCUAUGGAUGGAAUGGCUCCCACCGUGGGAAUGUGAAAUUUCCACCAUUGGAUCAAGGAUGAAAAUGGAGUUUGAGCGCUCUACCCCUUUGCUUUUAAGAGCAGAUUUUAUUGAUUUGGAGCGACAGUAAAAUUCACGCGCAAAGUCACGUAAAGUGAUUGUGAAGGGGUUUUUAGUGAAAACUUGCUGUGCUGCAAUUUUUAUAUUUUUGCAGCGCUCCCAAUGCUCCUACUGAUUGAGGUGUGGCACGUGAAAAUUGGCACUGCUGUCCAGUUUGGGUACGAUGUUCCGCACUGCCCUAUUGGGCUUGUUUUUUUGUUGUUGCUUCGAGCCCUGCUGGGUCGCCGGGCAGCUUAAAACGCAGCAAGUUGGAACGGUGAAGGGACGACUGGUGCGUCUGCCAGGCAUCUGAAGUUGGUCGGCCCCCGUGGCACAUGCGUCUGUCCGGUGGCCUCCCAAUCAGCGAGGCUUCGACGCUGAACGUGGCACAGGCGCCGUGGUGACGUCACCGCCACGCCACUUAGUGGCGAAUGGCAGCUCUUGCUGCUUACGACGAGUGAGGUAUCGCAUUUUGCAUGCAAAGUGAUGCAUUAAUUGUGCACACGCACGGUCGUAUUUAUUUUUCUGCUUCAUUUGGAAUGUGGGAGAAAAGGCACUGCACAUUUUUGAUAAAUGCGCCAAUGUUAAUUUCACCUUUCUUAAGGUUGGUCAACACAUUUUUAUAUAUAUAAAAGGCCAAAACAACGUUAUUCUGAGCACUAACAAAUGUUAGCAUGCGUCUUUCAUUCAGGUUGGGGCACGAGCCCGUUGUUUCAUGCUAUGCAUAAACACGCACUUAUAACUAACUAGUAUCUCAAGUACGUGUCAGGACUGCUCUUUUUGAAGUCUAUUUUGUGCACUCGUUAGAAACUCGACGUGCGGGUCUGACACUGGAAAAAGGUUUUCCAGCUUUCCAACAAGGAACUGUCUUAACUUUGUUUAAAUGUUUAACUUGUUGUUUCUCGAGUCUAGUUUUGCGUUUAUCGCUGUAGUGGUGAAACUUUUAGGUAGUAAUGUCGAAAACUAGUCGGUUGGUUGAUUUUUAUUGAAGUUUGGUGCGAUUAGUUAUUAUUUAUGAUUGAGCCUGCAGUUAGGUUUUAUUGAGGCUGAGGGGUUUUGUUUAAGCUCGGCCUAUCUUGGUAGCCUUUACUGGUACACUAGCCUUCAGGAAAGUGGAUUCACUGAGGUAAUAUACUGUGCUUGGAUACUUUUUAUAUCAUCUACAUAACCUCUUCGACACCAUCAAGAGACGAUGGACAUGUACGUUUAAGUUUAGAAUACGCAUCCACACUUAAGUGGGUCUUUCAUGUUUAAGUUAAUUCAGAAUUCUAGUACGCAUAAGGCAUGGACAACUUAACAAGAUCCCUUCGCUCCCAUCGGCAACAAUCAUUCAUAUGGGCAUACUAUAAGUGGGUCCUUUGGUGGAGACAAGGGUUGGUGGACCAUAUAUUUGUGAAACUUUACAUUCAACUGGGCUGCGAGGUGGCCAGAUGGUACAGCAACAAAUGGAUGUAUGAACUUGUUAAUACCUCUCCCCUAUGCGUGGAGUUUCUCCGGCUACUGGUUCCUUCCCACACUUCAGACACUUGCUACAAUGGAGUUAGCCAAACAUGCAAAUGCAGGGCCCUCCUGAAAUAUUUUGGAGACUCCGUAUGGUGUUUGUUUCUGGAUAAGCCAGCUUAUUACCCUGGAAGAAGUACAACAGUAUACUGUAUACUACAAUCUCUGGAGUAAUUUAUUGCAAUUGUAAUCGUGCAGUGGCAUCAGUAAUUGUACAUUCCAUAUCUCGGGAGUUGAUGGGCUCUGCAAGGCCCGAGAUGAACCUUCAUCGGUCCAUGAACUUGGAGAUUACAAGUCGGCACCACUCUUCAUCUUUACUUACAUCUUGUUAAGCGCAUCACAAUGUAACGUUUGGUCUUCUGUUCAUGCACAUAGUUGCUUGCCAAAACCUAGCCUAUAAAAUGUUUUUAAAGCAUGAGAUGUCUUCAUUACGUAAGUUUAAUUCAGAGGCCCUUGCCUGUUUGCAUUUAUUUCUCGGUAAUGUCAUUCACACGGCAAAUGGCACCUCUUCACAUAUAGCUCGACUGGGUUGCAGAGGCCACCAGUAGAAUUUGGCAAACUGCAUGUGCUUGCACAGCCGACCUCGAGUUUCAUGGUUUCGUGUCAAGUGUUGGUUAUUGCAAUCGGGGCAACAUUUUAGUAUACUUAUUCCAAAGUGCAAAUACUUGCCUCUGGCAUUUCUUUUUCUGGCGAGGUAUAGACUGCAAACCUUUACGCUGUCCGCCUCAACUUGUUUUUUUGAUGUUGCGGUCAAUACUGUUACCAUUCUAUAUUGUUCCUAUAUUGUAGUGGCUUUAAAUACAUUGCUGUAGUCCAUGCUAUUGUCCUGUUCAAUAUGCCUCACCUUUGGUUGUUUGGUAGCAUUGAAUUCAACUUUAUUUCAGUAUACUGUCGUUUUAAUAGGCCCAUGCCAAGUUUUGUUUAAAGGUGGCAACACGUCAUCGGUUGCCAUUUACACCCAUGUUAACCACAUGUAGUGUUAACCUGAAUUUCACUAGAGGCUCAUUGUGGAAUCCAUAAACUCAGCAGUGGUUAUUACAGAAACAUUUGUAAAGGUGACCACUUAAACUGUAUCGUUCCAUACUCUUAAGACUUGUGAAAGAAAUCCAAUCGACUGAAAGCACAACAGUAAAAGCAUAUUUUUUAGGUAAUCUUAUUGCAUUAACUUUCAGUUGGAAAUUUCAAAUUUUCCAUUUUUACAUGCUGUGUUAAAUGUAUUCAAUGACAGUGUAGAGUGGAUUUAUUCCAGUUUCUUAACAUUUCGAGCCAUACCUUGUCAAUGUAAAGCAUCCAAAUGUGUGCUUAGGGUGAAGUACAUCUUGACCAUCAAGUGUUAAUAGUAUUCAAGGUUGGGCUAACGAACAAUAUUCACUAUUCAACGACCUUUGUUCCAUUACUGAAGUGAUUAUAACCCAAAAGGGAUUGUAAAUAGGUUUUUUUUAAUUGGUUUGACUUAGGUCGGGUUAAGACUACAUUUUAAGUUGUGAAUUUCCAGUGUACACAGCUAUUUUCCAUUUUGUAUAGCUUGUACUGUGUUCAGUAAGUAAAAAAAAACUGCUUUAAUUUUUUUAUGUGCAAUCCUGUCCAGAGCUUUACCCAGUCCCUUGCGUUGAUGUUAUUAAAAUGACUUUGUAUUUA
Molecule: messenger RNA, 7967 nt
Organism: Petromyzon marinus (sea lamprey)
Lineage: Eukaryota; Metazoa; Chordata; Hyperoartia; Petromyzontiformes; Petromyzontidae
Product: TBC1 domain family member 9-like
Source: RefSeq, a predicted model, not a curated record